Molecule: messenger RNA, 1290 nt
Organism: Naegleria lovaniensis
Lineage: Eukaryota; Heterolobosea; Eutetramitea; Acrasida; Naegleriidae
Exons: 1
Coding region: 1-1290 (429 amino acids)
Cellular component (GO): nucleus
Molecular function (GO): protein binding
Source: RefSeq, a predicted model, not a curated record
AUGUCGUUCACUUCACAACAACAACAACUCAACGGGCCACCCCUCCCUUCUUCUUCACACCAAGUACAACCACAACAACUACUACGACCACAACAACCACCACAACCACAACAUUCACUCCUUCCCUCUCCUCAUCAAAAAGAAAUCUACACCUAUCAUGCCGAUUGGAUGAUUUACUCCACAAGUUGGUCUGUCCGAAGAGAUUAUCCCUUUCGUCUUGCCAUUGGAUCCUUCAUGGAAGAAUAUAGAAACAAGGUAGAUAUUAUUCAAUUAAAUACAGAUCAAUUAGUAUUGGAAAGAGUAGCACAAUUUGAACAUCCCUAUCCAGCAACAAGAAUACAAUUUCAUCCAUCUGCCAACACUUCCAAUUUAGAUUUAAUUGCUACGAGUGGAGAUUAUUUAAGAUUAUGGCAAUUGAGAGAUGCAUCAACAACGACCACCAUGACGACGACGACGACGAAUGGGAAUUUGACGACAGGUACGAAUACAAGCAGCAGCACCAUGACAGGCAAUAUAGGUAGUAGCAGUCAUAUACACACUUCUGAACCCUCCUCCACUUCCUCCACUUCCACCAAAUUCUCAGUCUCUAAAUAUUUUACUUUUAAUAAUGAUAAUUCAAGUGAAUAUUGUGCUCCAUUAACAAGUUUUGAUUGGUGUGAAUAUAAUCCAAAUAUCAUUGGAACUUGUAGUAUUGAUACGACAUGUACCAUUUGGGAUAUUCCAAGUGGUAAAUCAUUGACACAACUCAUUGCACAUGACAAAGAAGUUUAUGACAUUGCAUUUAGAAAUCAAGAUGUAUUUUGUACUGUUGGAGCAGAUGGAUCUCUUCGAAUGUUUGAUUUAAGAUCAUUGGAACAUUGUAGUAUUCUUUAUGAAACACCUCAAUUUACUCCUUUAUUGAGAUUGGCAUGGAACAAACAAGAUUUAAAUUAUGUCGCAUGUAUUGGAAUGGAUAGUAAUCGAAUUGUAGUAUUGGAUGUUAGAUAUCCAGGAAUGCCACUCAUGGAAUUGUGUGGUCAUAAAAUGCCAGUGAAUGGAAUUGCAUGGGCACCUCACAGUGCUCAUCAUUUGUGUAGUGUUGGAGAUGAUGGACAAGCAUUGAUAUGGGAUAUUCAUGGUGGUAUGAGUGGUACGAGUAGUGUUAACCAUGUUGGAAAUGGUAGCUCUACCAUUGAACCUAUUUUAGAGUAUAAGGCUGAUUGUGAAGUGAAUCAAUUAGGAUGGAGUUCGUUACAAAUGGAUUGGAUAUCUAUUGUGUUUGGACAGAAAUUACAAAUAUUAAAAGUUUAG